Molecule: messenger RNA, 2852 nt
Organism: Gasterosteus aculeatus aculeatus (three-spined stickleback)
Lineage: Eukaryota; Metazoa; Chordata; Actinopteri; Perciformes; Gasterosteidae
Cellular component (GO): cytoplasm
Molecular function (GO): D-aminoacyl-tRNA deacylase activity; sequence-specific DNA binding
Source: RefSeq, a predicted model, not a curated record
UAUCACGACACACAACCACGCCGGCCGGGUCCGGGUGGUCCGGGAGGUCAUGCGGUUGUACUACUGGGUCGGCGUGACGGAGUCGGUGAAGUCCUGGAUCCAGGCCUGCUCCGUCUGCCGGAGCCGAACCCCCGCCGAGCCGGCGGCGGCGCCCGUCCGGUUCUGCCUGGCGUACGGCUGCGACGCCUCCAGCUACGUUUACCCCGCGCUCAGCUUCCACAGGUUCCCGAAGGAGGCGGAGCUCCGGCGCCGCUGGCUGGCGGCGGCUCAGAGGGACGAAGGCUCCCUGCGCACCAACUCCCGCCUCUGCUCCAGGCACUUUGAGCCGGCCUGCUUCUCGCCGGGCGAGGAGGCGGGCGCUGGGGGGCGGCCGGCUCUGGCGGCGGACGCCGUGCCCACCGUCAUGUUGGCGCCGCUGCAGGAGGACGAGCUUCCGGUCCCUUCAGACGAGGACCUCCUGAACUCCGCCACCCUGGAGGAGCUCCUCCACGCCGCCGCCGCCGACAGCGCGGACGCCUCCGAGCCGGCGUUCGAUCCCUCGGGACCCCGCGCCGAGCUGCAGGAGCACCGGUACUGCCUCCCUGGCCCGGACCCGGACUCCAGAGAGGCCCAGACCGUGGUGGAGCCCAACAAGAGGAAGACCGUCAUCGAGCAGAGCUUCAAGGCGUACAACCAGAUUGCUGGGUACUUGGGGAACAAAGUGCUCCCCGUGCAGAGCAAGGCGGCCCGCGGGGGUUUGAAGAGGAUGGCCAAGCGCUUCGGCCUGAAAGACGGCGUGCUGAUGUACACGCGGGUCUCGCCUCCCCUCAGGGUGCCGCGCAGCAGGGACGAGGUGAACUCCAUCCUGCAGCAGUUCCACAACAACCAGGGUCACCACGGCCACGGCAUCUGCCAGCGAGCCAUCACCAAGCACUUCUACUGGGCCAGCAUGACCCGCGACCUGGCCCGCUGGAUCUCCAGCUGCCACACCUGCCUGACCCGGACCAAGAGGAAGUGGCUCCGCUGCAGCGUCUCCACCUGCACCAACUGCUGCGGGCCGGUGGAGCGCGGCCUGGGUCUCACCUUCCACAAGUUCCCCCUGUAUGACCCCGCCCUGCUGGCCCGCUGGCUGAAGGUGGUGGGACGUCCCAACUGGCACCCUCGGCUGGGCUCCUCCGUCUGCUCCACCCACUUCACCGAGGACUGCUUCGACCGCAGCGGGGAGAAGGUGUCGGUCCGGCCGGAUGCCGUGCCCACGCUGCUGGUGCACGGCGGUGGUGCGACUCCGGCCGAAGGACCGACUCCGCCUGUAGGGGAGGAGGCCUAUUUCGCCAAGUACGACGCCGUGGAGCUCUACCUGAGCAGACGCACCUACCCCCCGGGGCUGAGCUACGUGGAGAAGAACACCUUCAGGAGGUUCUGCAAGCAGUUCUCCAUCAAAGACGACGCGCUGCACAUCGCCAGGGGCGACCGGGUGCGCUUGGUUCUGAGGAGCCGGCAGCAGGUGGAAGCCGCCCUGACGGAUUAUCACAACGAGCUGAACCACCUCGACCUGGACAAGUGUCUCCGGCUGCUCAACGAAAGGUACUUCUGGAAAACCAUGAGGAGUGACGUGCUGCAGUGGAUCAACAGCUGCUCUCAGUGCAGCAGGAGGAAGAGACCAGCCCACCAAUCAGGGCCCAGAAAGCGUCUGGAGGCGAUGACAUCACCAGCAACACCUGACCACGUGGACAGCGAGGAUGACGAGGGCGGUGCUGCUGAAGCCGAUGAAGGGGGCUGUGAUGAAGAGCAGCAGCCGCGUCCGACUCCACUGGGAGGUUUCUCGGCGGCAGACGAGCAGGAGGACGCUUCGCCCCCCCAGCCUGCGGCUCCCAUCACCCCCCAGCCCAGAAUCCCCAUCCUGCUCCAUCUAAGGACUCCCAUCGGCUUCCAGCCCAGAAUGCCCAUAGUCCUCCGGAAAGGGACCCCCGACGGCCCCUUUGUGGCCCGGCUCCUGCCCGUCGAGACUGCGACUCCCCCGCAGCGCAAGACGAAGGAGACGAGCUUUGGCAAAGACCAGGACCAGACCAGACCUCCUGCUGGGUCGCGUCCUCCGCCGGAGCGCCCGGCUCAGCACGGACUCCCGCAAGCGGCGAGCGAGCAAAAACGGCCGAUGACCCUCUGCAUCCAGCGGCGGGUGAAGAAGCAGCGAGACCCGCAGGCGGCGUCUCCGGCUAAGCGGAGGUCCUGCGGCGGCCUGGAGCCUGUGGUGGCCCCGAGCACCAAACCCUGGCCCGUCUUCACCAUCGCCGGCUCCGCCCCGGUGCGGCUGGCCGAGUCCCUUCCUGAGGUCGGCAGCACCGUUCCGUUGGUGAGGCCCGGGGGCCUCCAGGCCCGGACCGUCAUCCAGCAGUGCACCGCGGCGAGGGUGAAGAUCCGACCGGCGCUGGACGGAGCCGCCGCUCAGUGGGCCGAGAUCCAGGAGGGGAUGGUGGUCUACGUCUGCUUCCUCCACGGAGCCACCGAGGACGUCGCCCAUCAGAUGGCCGGCAGCCUGAUGACCACCAGACUGUUCCGCAAGGACUCGGGCCACUCGGUGUCGGUGCUCGACCUCCCCGGGAGCGUCCUGUUGGUGCCCCAGGACUCCCUGCUGGGGGAGCCGCUGCCCAGGAGGCGGGUGCAGUACCGGGGGGGCUGCGAGCUGUGGCGCGGCGCCCAGCUCUUCUCCAGCCUGGUGGCCGCCUGCAGGGACUUGAUGGACGGCUCGGCCAAGUGCGCCAAGGCGGGCGUGGCGGUGGAGCAGGGCGUCUACGGGCAGCGGCAGGAGAUGGUGCUGAGCGCCGCCGAGCCGAUGACCCUCCUGCUGGAGUUCUGAAUUAGAAGGGUCAACAUCA